Molecule: messenger RNA, 2071 nt
Organism: Lolium rigidum
Lineage: Eukaryota; Viridiplantae; Streptophyta; Magnoliopsida; Poales; Poaceae
Product: two pore potassium channel c
Exons: 2
Coding region: 380-1774 (464 amino acids)
Biological process (GO): stabilization of membrane potential; potassium ion transmembrane transport
Cellular component (GO): plant-type vacuole membrane
Molecular function (GO): potassium ion leak channel activity
Source: RefSeq, a predicted model, not a curated record
UUCUUCCCUUGAUCUGAUCUCUCGCUAUUCCGCUCCCUAUUAUUGCAUCCUCUCCCGCCGCUCAAAGAUUUCGUCAAUAAACAAUUCAUCGAUGGAAGGGAAAAAAGCGAGAGAAAGGGGACAAAAUUAGCAAGAAAACAGGCAUCGCCGUCGUCGAGCACCAACGUCUCCCGGCCGCACCCUCCUCCUCCCCAUUCCCCUCCUCCGCCGCCUCCGUCCUCUCUCGAUCGCCGCAUCCCGGCGCGAUCCCAGGAUACCCAAAGAUCCAAAUUUUCCCCACCGCCGCCGCACCGAGGAGCCCAGGAAUCCCUAGGUAAUCCCAAGAAUCCGGGAGGAUAUUCAGGAGGAAUCUUCCACCCCGGCGUCGUUCCCUCCGGCCAUGGACACGGACCCGCUGCUCCCGACCACCUCCGCGCCGCACCUUCUGCAGCCGCUGCCGGAGAACUCCUCCUUCUCCGACUUCGGCGCGCCCCCCAACUCGCCCUGCCCGUCCCCGGCCUCCUCCUACAAGGACCGCCUCAUCUUCGGGCCCCUCCUCGACCACCAGCCUCCCCCGCCGCCCCCUCCUCCCCCGCCCCCGCCGCAGCCGCACCACUACCGCCGCAUCUCCGUCGGCCACCACGACCCGUUCCGCGACUACGACGACCACCCGGCCUGCUCCUCCUCCUCCCCGCCCUCCGACGAGGAGGAGGCGCAGCCGCAGCAGCCGCUCACGCCGUCCCUCCUCAACUUCCUCGGCGCGCGCACCAACCUGCACCGCUCCCGCACCGCGCCCGCCAUGGCGCCGCUCAGCGCGGCCGUCCUCGCCGCCUCCGCCGAGGCCGACCACCACCACCCGCCGCCGCCGCCGCGGCGGCCCGCCAUCGUGCUCCACGCCUUCCUCUUCCUCCUCGCCUACCUCGCGCUGGGCGUCACCUUCUACGCCGCCUUCCCGGCCAACUUCACAUCCUCCAACGGGCCCACGCACCCCGUCGUCGACGCGCUCUACUUCUGCAUCGUCACGCUCUGCACCAUCGGCUACGGCGACAUCACCCCGGCCAGCCCCGCCGCCAAGCUCUUCUCCAUCUCCUUCGUCCUCGUCGGCUUCGGCUUCGUCGAUAUCCUCCUCUCCGGGAUGGUCUCCUACGUGCUCGACCUCCAGGAGCACCUCCUCAUCACCGCCAUCAAGAACCCCCGCUCCGCGCGCAAGAACAAGCACAACUACAUCUUCGACGUCAAGAAGGGGCGGAUGCGCGUGCGCAUGAAGGUCGCCCUCGCGCUCGGUGUCGUCGCCAUCUGCGUCGGCGUCGGGGCCACCGUGCUCAGGAAGGUCGAGCAUAUGGGCUGGCUCGACGCCGUCUACCUUGCGGUCAUGUCGGUCACCACGGUCGGCUACGGGGAUCACGCGUUCCGGACACUGCAUGGCCGCCUCUUUGCGUCUGCCUGGCUUCUCGUGUCCACCCUCGCCGUGGCGCGGGCAUUCCUCUACUUGGCUGAGAUGAGGAUUGACAAGAGGCACCGUGCAAUGGCCAAUUGGGUGCUGUCCAGGGAUAUGACCGUGUCCGAGUUUCUAGCUGCCGACAUCGACAACCACGGCUAUGUCACGAAAUCGGAAUUUGUUGUUUACAAGCUGAAGGAGAUGGGGAAGAUUUCAGACAAAGAUAUCAGGAUGAUCUGCGACCAAUUCCAGAGGCUGGACUCAGGAAAUAACGGAAAGAUCACGCUUUCGGAUCUCUUGCAGAGUCAUCACCUGGUCUCUGAUCCUAGGGACAUGAAAAAGGGGAAGAAAUCGUAACAGAUGUCGUGAAGACGUGGAAAGAAAAUUCCAUAGGUAGUAUGAGGAAUUUUGGGACUGUAAAAAUAUGCUGCGAAACCAGCAAGGUUUUAGAGCUAGGAUGCCUGCACCGAAUGCGAAAGCCCGAAUCAGUUGUAGGAUAGCCGUAGGUAAUCUGCUAUCAGUUGAAAAUGAGUCUACCUGAAAGGGGAGAGAGCAUUUCAGCUAGUUAAGAAGCUGCUGUAAAUACACCAGUUAUAUUGCGACUCCUUUGAAACAUGCGGUGGAGAUUAGGUGGUCUUUUUUGGCCUCUCAGCA